Messenger RNA from Synchytrium microbalum, 123 nucleotides. RefSeq lists its product as uncharacterized. The coding region runs from base 1 to 123 and encodes 40 amino acids. The transcript has a single exon. The record is from RefSeq and is a predicted model, not a curated record. NCBI's taxonomy places the organism in Eukaryota, Fungi, Chytridiomycota, Chytridiomycetes, Synchytriales, Synchytriaceae.
AUGCAGCCUAAAAUGGGUGGUAAAUACCAUCUAAAGCUAAAUAAUGGCGAGAGACCGAUAGCGAACAAGUACCGUGAGGGAAAGAUGAAAAGAACUUUGAAAAGAGAGUUAAAAAGUGCUUGA